AAGAAAAAAAAAAACAAUUUCAUAUUGAUUCUAAACUUUAUAAUAUAAAAGGAAAAACCUAUUUGUUGUGUACUUAGAAGCAGAACAGAAAGUGAAUAAGGCUGAGAAGAGUGAGUCAUCAUCGUACCCAUCAUAUCAUCUGUCUCCGCCGUCUACCGUCGAACAUAGCAAUUAUGAAGCGGAAGAGGCAAAGGCAAUCUAAAAAAACAGAUUUGAAGCCAUCUAAAAUAACGGAUUUGAACUCUGAUGUGUUGAAACACGUUAUGUAUCAUGUUGCCGUAUCACCUGAUGGAGCUGGAAAUCUUGCCCGGACUUUAUCAGUCUGCAGAUUGUUCAAGGAACUUUCUGAUGAUUCUGACAUCUUAAAAGCCGUGGAAUUUGAUAAGGUUAAGCUUUCUGGUAUUCAUGAAUCAUUCUGGCAACCUUCUGGGAUGUUAUGUAGGUGCUUACAGACGGGAAAUCCAACUGCUUUCAAUGCAAUAAGAAAGAAUGCAGAAAUAUUGAAUGCUUCUUAUCAGAUUCUGAAGACGGACAUGUUCCGCGGAAAGAUGAUUCUUAUGGCAAGAAGCAGAGCUCUUGAAAUUGCAAAUACCAGGGCAAGAAAGAAGGCUCUUGAAGAUGCUAUAGAUAGAUGCACAAGCACUUUUGAUGCUGUUGAUGUUCAAAUCGAAAAAAUUGAGCAGUUUUUAGAGAUGUUGAUGGCUGUACUCAGAGUAAUGAGAGGAGGCGAGAUUGCUCAAUGAGGUUGAGCUGUUGCAGGGCUUUUUGAUGGUGCAUGAGUUAAACAUCUACAAAGACAAGCACUCGACAAAAUCCAAAUUCAGCAUUUGAGCCUUUCACUAUAUGUCGUGGAGCUUGCUGAGUGGUUAAAAUCCCCUUGUUGUCAUCGUCAGUGAAAUGGCAACAGUUAUAUCAAACAUAAUUAUCACUCCAAACUUGCCAAAUUUUGGUGCUCUCUGUGUAUCUGAGUCUUCUGCCCUUUUUCUUUUAACAUUUUGUAGUGUCGACUGAAAUAUCCUAGUUAUGAGGAUGUAAAUCCAUUUGAAAUUGGAGUUC
Messenger RNA from Lycium ferocissimum, 1056 nucleotides. RefSeq lists its product as uncharacterized. NCBI's taxonomy places the organism in Eukaryota, Viridiplantae, Streptophyta, Magnoliopsida, Solanales, Solanaceae. The record is from RefSeq and is a predicted model, not a curated record. The transcript has 6 exons. The coding region runs from base 174 to 743 and encodes 189 amino acids.